AUGCCACUUCCUGUCUUUCUAUACUGGACUCUUCCAAUUGGUCUUGGAAUUGGGGCGGGUGUUUUGACAGCUCUAAUAGUUCAUCGCAAUGAAGUUGAAGAAUUUUUUGAAGAUGCUACAUUAUCAGUGAUGGACAAAAUGAGCGUUGCCAUCGAAAAGCGAAAAAUACAGAGGAAAGAGGCCGUCGGUGUUUUAGCAGCCGGUUCUGAAUCGGACGACUUGUUUUUAGGAACUGCAACGUUAUCUGGGGCUACAUUCCAAAACGAAAAGGAAUCAUCGUCAAAAAUCACGAAUAGAAGAAAGCCCCACGGUUUAAAUAGGGAAGAUAUUGACCAAUGGAUAAUGUCGCAAAGUUCUGAAGAGGAUACAUAUGCCCCUGUACCAAGCGAGACAUCGGCACCUUCUAGUUCUGGUUUAAGUGGAAUCACUCCAUCGAUUACAUCAGAGUAG
Molecule: messenger RNA, 450 nt
Organism: Brettanomyces nanus
Lineage: Eukaryota; Fungi; Ascomycota; Pichiomycetes; Pichiales; Pichiaceae
Exons: 1
Coding region: 1-450 (149 amino acids)
Source: RefSeq, a predicted model, not a curated record